This is a messenger RNA of Rhopilema esculentum, 5089 nucleotides long. RefSeq lists its product as uncharacterized. Gene Ontology annotation, cellular component: nucleus; chromatin. The record is from RefSeq and is a predicted model, not a curated record. Gene Ontology annotation, biological process: negative regulation of transcription by RNA polymerase II; peptidyl-lysine dimethylation. Gene Ontology annotation, molecular function: histone H3K9 methyltransferase activity; p53 binding; zinc ion binding. Lineage: Eukaryota; Metazoa; Cnidaria; Scyphozoa; Rhizostomeae; Rhizostomatidae.
GCUGGUGGGGAGAAGAAAUUGGUAAAUGAACGUUUCUUCUAUUUCCUGUUACUUCUUUGCUUUCGAUCCAAGUCGUUUUAUAUGUUCUCAAAUAUAUGAAUUCAAGCUACUAGCGUGGUUCGCUUUCCGGGAAGAGGUGAGGCUUCAAGCAUCUGAAAGAAAUGGAAAAGAAAAAUGGUCCCACACCAGUUUCAUCAUCCCUGGUUAGUCUGCUACAAAAUCGUGCUGAGCCUAGAUUUAACGCCAGUCAACUCUCAAACAGCAUGCAGACUCAAAAUCAAGCAUUUCCUUUUGCAUCUUUAGCAAACCAGAGAGUGAACACAAAUCCUGCCAGAGACACCCAGGCACCAGGAAGAACAAAUAUAAUUUCACUUCUCCAGUGCUCAAACCAAACUAAUGUGUCUAAAACAUAUCAAACUGGAAGUUCUGCAAUGCCGGGAAAUCGAGGUAACCAAUUUCCUUCAGUGAUAGGAAUGGUCAGGGCACCGGCACAAUCAAAUGCAAUUCAACAAGUAGUUUAUGUUCGACCAAUGACAAGUUCUGGUACCUCAUCCAAUGCAAAUGGCGUUGGAUUAGUGUCCUUUUCAGCUGGCAAUCAGGCCCCAACAAUGUUCACUAACCCUUUUAGUAUACGAGGACUUUCUCCUCAAAAAAAUUCCAAGCGAAGCAGUUACCCAGCCUAUGUGCCAAUCUACCCCCAGAAGAUAGAAGGUAGCCCAAGUCAACAGCAGUCUGCAUUGUCUUCGGUUCAGAGAUUCAACCAUCUAGUCAAUAACAUCAGUGCAAGUAUAGCCUCCGUGAAGAAAAACCUAGAAGCAUCUUUUGAAGGUCAAAAGAGAGAACGACCGAUUGACCAAGCACAUUCAACUGACAGUAAUAGUAAACGGGUUAGAAUCGGAUGGAGCCCUGGAAAACGAAAAAACUCAAAUGAAAGGCAGUCGACACCGCCCCCAAUCCUUGUGAUUUCAUCUGAUGAAGAAGACAAUGAUUCGCAUAACAAGGAAAAAACAUCAACCCAAGCAAACCAAGGCGCAAGACUUAGAUUUGUAAAUGAAAAGAAAGUUUCAUCAGAUAUUUCGACAACUGCGAAUAACAUAGCAGAGCGACUCCCAAAUGCUGCAACAACUUCGGACGAAACACAAAGAAGCACGACCAUGGAAAGCCUUAGUUAUGGUUUAUCAAUUCUCGAUAAUCCUCGAAAAAUUCUCGAUACACUUGAGGAAGUCCUGAGAGACAGACCUACAAGACUUAGAGUCAAUCUACGAAGCUUGUAUUUAUAUAGCAAGAUGGGUUGCUUGAGCAAGGUUUUAUCGAUUCUUCUUGAAGAUAUAAGUCCUGCUGCUCCAGUACAUUCAGAAGAUGGAAAGAGUGCAUUGCAUGCAGCAGCCUCUAAAGGGCAUUUAGACGUUCUUAUUGUCCUUGUUUAUAAGGCAGGUGUGCAUGUUGACGUCACAGAUAAAUACAAAAGGACACCGCUGUACAUUGCAGUGGAGAAAGGGCACUUACAAGCUGCCCAGUUCCUCCAUAAAGCAGGCGCCUCGCUUCUGUGCAAGAACUUUGAUGGAAUGGGUUUAGUACACGUUGCCGCCCACAAAGGACAUGUAGAUAUUCUAGCAUGGUUACUGAGUCGGAGGAAAUCGCUGAACGAGCAGGAUAAUGGCGGCUGGACCUCUCUUAUGUGGGCUGCGGAGGAUGGCAACGCAGAGGCACUGCAACUUCUAAUAAGAAAAGGAGCGAGAACGGAUCUUCGAGACAAGGAGCAGAAUACAGUGCUGCAUUGGGCAUCCAUGGCUGGUGCGUUAGAGGGCUGCGAAGUAGUGCUCGAUGCAAAAUGCGACGUGAAUUGCGUUAACAUGUAUGGAGACACGCCGCUGCACAUUGCAGCUAGGGAAGGGAAUUUUAACAUUGUCAAGCUGUUCCUGCUUCGUGGUGCUGAUACUUCUGUUAAAAACAAAGAGGAUAAAAUGCCUAUGGAUGUUUGCGUCAACAAUCCCCAAGUGCGGGAUGCAAUCAGACUGAGGCAUGCUAUAGGUCACGUGAACAUCAGGCGAAAAUAUGAUUGCGACAUUUCAAGAGGCAAAGAAAGAAUCCCUAUCAGCUGCAUAAACGAAGUGGACGAUGAGCCGUUGCCUCUGAGCUUCACUUACAUAACUGAGGCUGUUGAGUCGCAUACCGUCAGCAUCAUGAAAGAUCUACUCACUGUUAAGGGAUGCAAAUGUCAAAAUGACUGCUCGGUGGAAAUGUGCGAGUGUAUUCAGAGAAAUGAAGAAACCAAGUGCUGGUACGAUGAAGGCGUCCUUGAUAUGUCCUUUAUGGAGCUUGACCAGCCUGUUUUGGUUGAGUGCUCAAAGCUUUGUCAUUGUUGGUCAUACUGUAGUAACAGGGUGGUGCAAAAAGGCCUGCAGUUCCCGCUGCAAGUUUACAAAACCGCCAAUAUGGGCUGGGGUCUUCGCACGAUUGGACCUAUCUUGAAAGGGUCGUUCGUUUUGAAUUACGUUGGUGAAGUGAUUUCAGAUGACGAAGCUGAUCGAAGAGGAGACGAUUCCUACUUGUUUGAUCUCGAUAUGAAGAACUCGAAUGACGAAGACAAUUGUCUCGAUGCAAAUUUCUAUGGCAACUGUGGACGAUUCAUAAACCACUCAUGUGAAUCGAACCUCGUUCCUGUUAGGGUUUUUACACAUCACCGGGACUGGAGAUUUCCAGGAAUAGCAUUUUUUGCAAGUCGCGAUAUCGAAGCCUAUGAGGGUCUAAGUUUCGAUUAUGGUGAUAAAUUUUGGGAAAUAAAGAAGAAAAGCGGUCUUCGAUGCCAAUGCGAUUCCGCAAAUUGUAAAUACCUCGACAUAUAAUAUAGCAGUGUACAGGAUUUUUACAUAUUUUUACUGUUUAUAAAGAGUUCGAUAAAAGCUGGAAUAUUUUAUUGUAUUAUCCGACAAGUUUGUAUUCCAUGUAAAGAUGCAUCGUCUGCGAGACAAUUUAGUUGUAAGUUUUGCUGUAGCCCCUGCUAGGCUGACGUCUAUCAAGUGAAUUGCGUUUUCGCCAUGGAAAGAUGUGUAGAAACUUGGUCUAUCCAUCCUCGGUUAUUAUGACAAUCAGAAUGUUGCGUAUCGAUUGAUUUUUUUUAAGCAUUAAUCAUGUUGUCAAUAUUUGACGCAAAUCUACUGGCUUUGCUUCCAAGUUGGAUUAUCAUAGAUUUUGUUAAAAUAUGUGUUUGAGGGACAAAUAUUAAAAAUUAGAAUAUAAUAUACUUAUCGAAUAUUGUAAAUACGUUUUAGAUAUUAUGCAUGUAUUUUAAGGCUAAGAUUUGUUUUAAAUUUAAUCUUCUAACGCUGUUUGUGGUACGUUUUAAAAACUCUUUGAUCCUGUUCUAUCUUUUUAUCUAGCUUUUGAAAUAAUUGGUGAUUUUUGUAUGUUUGUCAGAUCUUGUUGACUCUUCAACUUUCAAUUCAGAAACACUUAAUUGUAUUUUUUAAAUUAAGUAAAAGAUAUUUAGGCUGCCAUAAGAGAUCUGUUUCAUGCAAACUGCUGCAAAGGAGUUCUUAGAGAGUAUUCAAAACUUUGUUGAAACCACCUUUAUUUUCUGCCGAAUUUUCGUUAUUUUACAACCAUUAUUCACAGGGCGUACCGAGGUAAGGGAUGUGAGGGUGUGCUGCAAGCCGUCCGUAAUUUUGGGCUUCUUUGUGAAAAUUGAGGCUCUGAUUGUUUUUUCAUCUUUUUUCCAUCUUCUUCAACUUUAAUCCCCGCUUCAAAUCCCCCCAGGCUGCUCUAAAUCUUCUCUCUCAAUUUCGCAUUGCUGAACCGUGUCUAUUAAUUAAGCUUUAAAGUCUAUUAAAACUAUGCAAGGCCGUUUUCAUCGUCAUUUUUAAGUCAAACCAAAUAGAACUAAAGGACAUAGUUUUUAAAAAAGCUUACGAAUAUUGCUAAGGACUUGACUUUGGUCUAAAUCAAUUUUGUAAUUAUUUCAAAUGCAUUUUUUCACCAUCCCUUCAAUGAUUUUUUUCUUUAUAGCCAUGCAUGUUGGCGGUCCUUACUAGGUCUCUGAACAAUCGUGACAUUUUGCCCCCUCAACUACUUUUACAAAGUUUCCAUAAUCCAGCCCGUGGUACCGAUCUCCUAAUCUCGGCUGCUGCUCAACCGAUUAAUGUCCGUUGCAACUGAACCAAUGUUCAGAAUAAUAUCAACCUCGUCAUGUUUUGAUUGGAAGAUGACGAAGAGUGCAAAUAGUUUUUUUAUCACGUGACAUAUACUGAUCUAAUUAUUUUCAAAUCGAGGCUAGUACACCUCUUGUCUUUCUGAGGCUAACAUAUCUUAGCCUUUAUAACAUAUGCUGGGGUUAUCGGGUGCCCACGUAGCGGGGUUCGUAGGGGGGGCUAGUUAAAGCUAACAGGUGCAGGCAUAGCCGAUCCAUUGGAUGAAUUAAUCAUUACUUAAUUUACAACCAGGAAGCAGUUUGUAGAAAUUAAUGGUCAACAUUCCAUAUAAAACGAAGUAGAGUUAGAAGUACCUCAGGGCUCUGCUCUUGGCUCUAAACUAUUUUGUAUACAUGUUACCGAUCUACCUGAUGUUCCCCCAGUGACGAUUCAUUAUAAAUGUUUGCUGAUGAUACCGAGUUCUUCUGCAUUGGAGACAUCAUGGAAAAAGUUACAAUCAACAUACAAACUGCUCUUGAUGAAAUUAGUAAUGGUGGAAACCAAACAUCCCCACACUACAUCCUGCAAUUUUGCUAUCAAGAAGCCCUUAACUGGAGCUGAAAGUCUAUCAAACUAGGAGAUCUCGGCCUAAACUAUAUACUAUGUAGAACCAAAAAUGUUUAGCAUAUGGGUUACUGAUGCCAAGUUAAAUUUGGACUAACAUAUAAAGAAUGCUGCAUUGAAUGUGAACAGUAAAAGUAAAGAACUAAAUACAAUGAAAUAUAUGACAAUGAAAGUCCUCGAAACAAUAUAUCUUAAGGGAAUUUUCCCGGUCUUUACCUUCCGAACAUCAGUAUGGGCACAAUAAGAAAUUACAUCACUGAACAAAAGUUGACUCGUUUUGCCAGGGCUUCAAAGCUAACAAGAUAGUAGCUAUCAAGCUGAAAUCUUUUAUUGACUUU